Molecule: messenger RNA, 1527 nt
Organism: Caenorhabditis briggsae
Lineage: Eukaryota; Metazoa; Nematoda; Chromadorea; Rhabditida; Rhabditidae
Exons: 8
Coding region: 1-1527 (508 amino acids)
Source: RefSeq, a predicted model, not a curated record
AUGGAAACUGAAAAAAUGUCGUCCGGAUCCAGAAAAAAGAAGACUGGAGCAAAGCCUUCGGAAUCCGGGAGCAAAGUCAAACAGCAGAAAAAUGCUCAACUUCAACAGAAAAAGAAGGAGGCCGUGACAAAUACAAAGGUGAUCCGGCUCCUCGGCAACCGAAGUGUCUAUCAUGUGCCAGUUGAGGAUUUUGUUCGUGUUUCUCAACUUGUCAAACAACAACAAACGUCUGGAAAAUUGAUGGCCACUGUCGAUUUGCACCGUUUCUCCGAUCAAUCGAUAAUCGCUUUUGUGAAUUUCGUCCAAAAUCGAGAGAUCAAAUCUGCGUUGACCUACUAUGCAAUCACUGAGCUCGUCACAUUGGCUCAUACGUUUCAGAUGAAGGAGUUGAAAUUGUGUUUGGAGGAUUGUAUGAUAGAAGCGUCCAAGUCAUCUGAAGCGGAUCUCCUUCAAACUAUGAUCAUCUGUGACGUGGCACAUGUCAAUCCAGACACUGAACGUUUGCUCCAAAACCUGGCCAUCGAGACGAUUGAGAAGCUUGUGACACUUCCGGAUUUUUACAAAAUGCCAUUUCAUCAAUUGUUCCAAGUUUUAUCCAGUUGCGAUUUGACAAUCACCCAUGAGAUGUUUGUGGCUGAUGUUGUCCUAUUGUGGUUGAGUGGACAGAAUCAUGUCAACGCGUUUGCUCCUUCUCUGCUUUCUUGUAUCCGUACGAAAUUCCUGAGUCCAGUGGACCGUACCAUCAUCAUUGAGCGUCUAAACCAACUCAACAUGCUAAUAAGUUGGUCCGUUUGGCAACAAAAAUGCUCGACUCACCGAACAGCCAACGUGUCUGUUUGGAUCCGAAUCAUAUUAAGAAGAACUUGCCUAGGUUCGAAAUGCGGUGCAAAUGUGAAUCCGGCUCCAUUCAAUGCUCACUCAUCUCUUCCACUGAGCCGCCCGACUUUCAAUAUGAAAAUGAAAAAAUCAAAGGAGCCAAAAGCGAAACCAACGUUCGAUCCAUCCACCGCUCCACGUGUCAUUGACCUAAUAAAUUCGGAUCCCAAAGUAGUGAAAAUCGAGCAGUCUGUUGAGAAAAAAGAGAUGAAAAAGAAGCAGAAAGAAGCGAACAAAGCCAAAAAAUCAGAAAGUAAAAGGACAAGAAAGAGCAGAUGUGCUUGUAUUGAUUACGUGAAGAGUAAAAUGAGCAAGAAGAAAUACAAAAAAGGACCAGGAGGUCUCAAAGAUCCGAACGCUGUGAAAGUCAAGCCACCCGGGAAUAGUAUUAGUAGCAAAAAAUCCGACGUCAGCUCGAAAACCUCGAUGACCUCAAAAAUGUCGUCAUCCACAAAAACGAAUCCAAAUGCGAGUGGCCUCGAGAAGAGUCUGGAAAAGCGUCGAGCUCAUAAACGUGGCAAAAUUCAAGAAGCCAUCAAAACAUCGAAAUCGAAUACAAGUGUGGCAAACUCGUCGAAGAGCAAGAGUUCGACAGGCAAUAAAAGUUUGGCAUCGUCGAAUAAGAGCACCAGAAAGAUCAUCACUUUUUGA